This is a messenger RNA of Lodderomyces jiufengensis, 651 nucleotides long. Its product is annotated as ERG2 family protein. Gene Ontology annotation, biological process: ergosterol biosynthetic process. The record is from RefSeq and is a predicted model, not a curated record. Bases 1 to 651 code for a protein of 216 amino acids. Gene Ontology annotation, cellular component: endoplasmic reticulum. The transcript has a single exon. NCBI's taxonomy places the organism in Eukaryota, Fungi, Ascomycota, Pichiomycetes, Serinales, Debaryomycetaceae.
AUGAAGUUAUUAUUACUAGGUCUUAUACCAAUUGCAAUGUAUUCAAUUAUGUCAUCAUUAUAUUAUACAUGGUUACCAACAAAUUAUAGAUUUGAUAAAGAUUUACUACAAAGUUUAGUUAAUGAAACAAUUACAUUACAUCCAAAUAAUGCAACAGAAAUGAUGAUUGAUCUUGGUGCUAGAAUCAAAAAAGAAUAUCCUGAUAUUAUAAAUGAAUUAAAUUUUAAAGAUUGGGUUUACAAUAACGCAGGUGGUGCAAUGGGAAUGAUGUUUAUAUUACAUAGUUCAAUCUCGGAAUAUUUAAUCUUUUUCGGUACUGCAAUUGGUACUGAGGGUCAUACAGGAGUACAUUUUGCUGAUGAUUAUUUUAUGAUUAUGAAAGGUGAAGAAAGAGCAGGAGUACCUGGUAAAUUAGAACCUGAAAUUUAUAAACCUGGAGAUUGUCAUCAUUUAAAAAGAGGUGAAGUGAAACAAUAUACAAUGCCUGGUGAAUCUUAUGCGUUAGAGUUAGCUCAAGGUUGGAUACCGGCAAUGUUACCAUUUGGAUUUGCUGAUACUUUAAGUUCUACUUUAGAUUUUGGAACUUUUUCUAAAACUUGUUAUUUGACUGCUAAGGAUAUGAUUUCAAAUUUACUUAGAGGUAAAUUUUGA